This is a messenger RNA of Colletotrichum acutatum, 363 nucleotides long. RefSeq names its product ankyrin repeat-containing domain protein. Gene Ontology annotation, molecular function: protein binding. Gene Ontology annotation, biological process: protein localization to ciliary inversin compartment. The record is from RefSeq and is a predicted model, not a curated record. The annotation marks the transcript as partial. Gene Ontology annotation, cellular component: ciliary inversin compartment. The transcript has a single exon. Lineage: Eukaryota; Fungi; Ascomycota; Sordariomycetes; Glomerellales; Glomerellaceae.
CACUGGCCGAAGCAAGAUGAAUUCCGAGGCAGUCCUCUUCACUACGCCGUCAUAUCAAAGUGUGAAGCAUCGCUUCUCCUACUUCUUUCACAUGGCGCUGAUCCGAACUCAAUGGAUGAGCGCCCAAGAUCACCGUUAAUAAUAGCGGCGCAAUACAACCUGACACCUAUUGCUCAACUUCUGGUGGAGUCCAGUGCAGGCUUAGCCAGCUCGGAUUGCGUACAGACGACAGCUCUUAUGUGCGCAGCAGCAGAGGGAAAUAUGGGGAUGAUUCGAAUUCUGGACCAAAGCAACUUGGUGUUAUCGAAGACAGAUCAUAGUGGAUACACAGCUCUUCAUCACGCUGUGAAUGGUCAGGAUACC